Messenger RNA from Tremella mesenterica DSM 1558, 1029 nucleotides. RefSeq lists its product as uncharacterized. Bases 1 to 1029 code for a protein of 342 amino acids. The transcript is spliced from 2 exons. The record is from RefSeq and is a predicted model, not a curated record. NCBI's taxonomy places the organism in Eukaryota, Fungi, Basidiomycota, Tremellomycetes, Tremellales, Tremellaceae.
AUGAUCGACCAUGAAUCUCUCAAGUCUAAAAUCAUUAAUAUCAGGUCGGACCCUAUCAUCAAGACAAACUUCCCACUCCCCAUUCCAGAUUUGAUCCAACUUGACAAUCCCUGCUAUUCCUCCUCCGACCUUUCAUCCGAUGCAGUCCAAACUUCAUGGGAACCGAUCGAUACAAUCAUCACCAAGAGUCCUCUUGACGAAAAUAUCUUGAGUAAAGUCCAUAACACAGUCCAAAUCGAUAUCCAUUCUCAACCUUCUUCACAAGCUAUAUCGGUCAAUCAUCUACUUUCAGGUGUCACCGUCCGAACCGAAGUGACACACGUACAAAUCGGUAAAUACUAUGAAGAAAAUGCUACGUUGAUUUGUCUUCGAAUUCAACAUCUUAAUUCUGAUCAAGAUCAUCCUAUCAAAUCUACCAUAGUAGAGUUGAACCUACUUCCUUCUCAACUCGAACCUGACCCCAGUGUCACAUCUCAACCAUGCAACCCUAUCAUCGUAGCUUUCUCUCCACAAAGGAUAUAUGGGGCUCCUUCCUCUGAAAAGUUGACAUCUACCAAUUCUUUAGGUGCUACAAUUGGAACUCCACCUGUCGUUCCUGUCGAUUUGAGUGUCAACGCGAAUCAUUCUUCUUCGAAAGAAUACGAAAAAAAUCUUCGAUUAACCGUCAAAGUCGAUAUAGAUUGUUCAAACCCUGACGACCCAGACGAAAAGAAUAAACUCAUCAUGAACGCAUCUGCUAAUCCUAUUCAAUCGGACGGACUGGACGUGCUCAAUUUAGGUUUGGUGGUACUCAAUGGGGAAAGACCAUUCGUGAUGACAUGUAACGUCAAGAGUAAACCUUUCAAACAAUUGCAAUUUCGCGCUAUACCUUAUUCCCGUGAACGACCGGCAAAGUUCAACAAUGGAGUGGAGAAGAUUGCCAAGGGUGUAAAGAGGGUGGAAGGGGAUUUCGCUAUGAUGCAAGCCACGGAUUGGGAAAAAUUGGUUCGUUACUCUUCGGAAUAUGAGAAUAUCGUUAUCGGUCAUUGA